Messenger RNA from Apus apus (common swift), 7878 nucleotides. RefSeq names its product LIM domain containing 1 (gene LIMD1). Gene Ontology annotation, biological process: negative regulation of hippo signaling; positive regulation of miRNA-mediated gene silencing; response to hypoxia. The coding region runs from base 97 to 1902 and encodes 601 amino acids. The transcript is spliced from 8 exons. The record is from RefSeq and is a predicted model, not a curated record. Gene Ontology annotation, molecular function: transcription corepressor activity. Lineage: Eukaryota; Metazoa; Chordata; Aves; Apodiformes; Apodidae. Gene Ontology annotation, cellular component: transcription regulator complex; P-body; nucleus.
GGGACGGCGCGAGCGGCGGGGCCGGCAGUGCCCUGGUCCCGGCGGGAAGGAGGAGGAGGAGGGAAAGCGGGGUUCCACCCGCUGGAGCCGGGCGGGAUGGAGAAGUACGACGACCUGGGUCUGGAAGCCAGCAAGUUCAUCGAAGACCUCAACAUGUACGAGGCCUCCAAGGACGGUCUCUUUCGGGUGGACAAAGCCGCCGGCAACAACCCCGAGUUCGAGGAGACCAGGCGGGUCUUUGCCACCAAAAUGGCCAAGAUCCACCUCCAGCAGCAGCAGCAGCAGCAGCAGCAGCAGCAGCAGCAGGACAUGCUGGCACCUGCCCUGAACGGAGGGGCCACCUUCGCCGCCCCCCGGCCCAGCCCGGCCCCGGCACGGGGUGCCAAGCCACCCCCGGCCUCCGGCGCGGAGGGGCCGCGGGCCAGGCUGUACGACGGCGCGGAGCGCGGCUUCGGAGACGGCGGGGCACGUGCCGAGGCUCCCGGGAGCCAGGCUGGGCGCCGGAGCUGGGAAGCGGAGCCCAGCAGCAGGAUCCCCAGAGGCGGGGGCUCGCAGCCCGGCGCGGGGCGUGGGGAGCAGCAUGCUGGCGGUCCCGGCGUCCCGCAGCCCUGCCGGCAGGAGAACGGCAGCGAGGGCAAGCGGGGCAGCGGGAGCCAGAGGCCCGCCUCCUCCUCCUCCUCGCACGCCUGGAGCAGCGCAGCCCCCUCGGCAGGGGCAGAGGAGGGGGCGCCGGGGCCCCCAGCGCAGCAGAGAUCCUCCUCCUCCUCCUCCUCCUCCUUCUCGUCGCCCGCCGUGCAGCCUGCCCGGGGGUUUUCCGGCCCUGCUGAGCCCUGCGGUCCCAGGGCUGGAGGGGAUGGCAGCCAGCUGUGGUACCAGGGCGUCCCGCUGUCCUUCCCACCCAGCUCUGCGCCCACCCCCCCCAGUGUGGACUACCAGCAUGCCACCGCCUACCCCGGCCCGGCUGGCCACUUUGUGGCCCACGGGCAGAACCACCGGCCCAACGGCAGCAGCUCCAGCCCCGAGCCGGGCUCCUCGCACCUGGCCUCGCACAGGCCGGCGGCUCCGGACGCUCCACAGCCGCCUUUCCCGGAGGGCACGAGUGGCCCCAGGUCGGAUGCCAGGCACCCAGAGAGCUCCGGCACGGCGAAGGUGAAGCUGCCCUGCCAGACCCUCCUUCCCCAGCCGGAGCAAGGGCCGUCGGCUGCCGAGCUGAAGCUGGAGGCGCUGACCCAGCGCCUGGAGCAGGAGAUGGAUGCUCGGCCGAAGGCUGAUUACUUCGGCACCUGUGUGAAAUGCAGCAAGGGGGUGUAUGGAGCAAACCAGGCUUGCCAGGCCAUGGGCAACCUCUACCACGACAGCUGCUUCACCUGCGGAGCCUGCAGUCGAAAGCUGAGAGGAAAAGCCUUUUAUUUUGUCAAUGGCAAGGUGUUCUGUGAGGAAGAUUUCCUGUAUUCUGGUUUCCAGCAGUCAGCUGACAGGUGCUUCAUUUGUGGUCAUUUGAUAAUGGACAUGAUCCUGCAGGCUUUAGGGAAGUCUUAUCAUCCAGGCUGCUUCCGAUGUGUGGUCUGCAACGAGUGUCUGGAUGGUGUGCCAUUCACUGUGGACUCUGAAAACAAAAUCUACUGUGUCAGAGAUUACCACAAAGUUUUAGCUCCGAAGUGUGCAGCAUGUGGACUUCCCAUUCUGCCCUCUGAGGGGUCUGACGAGACCAUCAGGGUUGUGUCCAUGGACAAGGAUUACCAUGUGGAAUGUUAUCACUGUGAGGACUGUGGGAUGGAGCUGAACGAUGAAGAUGGACAUCGCUGUUACCCGCUAGAUGAACAUUUGCUUUGUCACUCCUGUCACCUGAAACACAUAGAGAAUGGCACUACCCCAGCAGCUGUGUACCAGCACCACUACUAGCCAGCCUGGCCGAGAUGGGAAAGCCCGGACAGAAGACUUGUUACAUGAUCUCCCUCUCCCCACCCUCAGCUGAUUUCCUGUGCAUGUUUCUUACCAGUCGGCAAUCUUCCUGUCAAAGGAUGUGAGGGAUUUUUUGCUGGAUUCCUAGAAUCUGUAUGCUUGUGAGUUCCAGCUGUAUCAAACCAUGUCUACUUGACCAAGAAUGUGACAUGUUACCUAAACUGAUCAGUUUACUUUUAUGUGCCUUUUUCUGCUCUGGAGAGUCUUCUUGGCUCAUUUUGGCAGAUUCUUCAGUGAAAGCACAACUUGCUGCCCUGCCUCUGAACUCAGAUCCUGCCAUGCACAGCUAAAAAGCCAGAGUCUUGCCUGCCUGGCUGCCGGGGACAUCCUGUCAGUCUACUAAGUGUUUCCUGGCAAGCACGUUUCGACAGAUUCCCUGAAGGACAUCAACCUGUUAAUACCAGUUUUUAGACACUCUCUUUUUAUUAAUUCUCCAGGAAAAGGAAAAGAUACGUGCAAAAUGUCCUGCUCAGACCUUCCAGUUAAUACCCUGAACUCCUGUAUCAAGUCUGGCUGUGAAAGCACCAACUCUUCAAACCCAAAACAGGCAUGCUGGCUGUCAGGAGGAAGCCAACAUCCCAUUCCAAACAGAACAAAAAAAACUGGAACAAGCUAGGCUAAUCUACUGCAGUGACUCGGGGCCUGGGCUUGCAUGUCGGUGUGAUAUGCAGGGGCCUGUCUGCUGUGUAAGAGUGAAGAGCAGAUUAUAUUUGGAAAGGAAAGGUCAGAAUGCUGAAAGUGUGGACACUGGGGAAAUCCAGCCUUCAAUCUUGCUUGCAGAGCUUGCUUUGGACAAAAAGCUCUUCCUACACAGACACUUGCCUGAGUUUUUCAGCUUGUCCCCACAGCUCAGCCCUCAGCCUGGCCACUGCUUUCUGUGGUGUUUACCCAGUACAAAGCCAUUUCAUAAUGGUGCUUAUUUAGAGCUCUGGGAACAAACUUGAGAUCAUUAGAAAGACUUUGUUACGCAGGGAUUUAGAGCCCAGCUCCACAACCUGUAGUCAAAUGAGUCUGUUGAUAUAAACAGAUUUGUUCCUGUGAAUAAUAACAUCUUAUCUGAGCAAGGAGUUAGUGAGUUUGGCCCUUGGUUUCUGUUCUGCUGAGAAAGCAGAAAGGCAGACAGUUUCUUUUUUUGAAUCCCCUGCUUCAUAGUCAAAAAAGUCUUGUCCCCCCAGUAAAUGUUACAUGUAAGAUAGAUGUGCCUGCAGCUCAUGUUCUGUAGGUACCAAAGCUGUGCACCUCCUCAUGGACAGGUACAAAUAUUUUCUUUGAGAAAAAACUUCUAAAGUCUCAGAUGCAAUCAGGGAUCUUAUCUACCCUUUCUGAUACACUGUGUGGAAAACCAGUUAAGUUCUAAUGUAUCCGUGCUGAAGGUGUAACUUCAGCUCUGAUUGUCAGAGGACAGGAUGACAUUCUCAAAGACCUUUUUAGUGAGGAAACGACAAUAAAUUGGUGCUGGGAUUGCUGGCACACACCUGGCACCAUGGUUCAACCAAACCUCUUUUCCUGUAGCACAAAUGUAGCUGGAUCUGUCCUUGAACUUUACACUGUGUAGUCAGGCUGCCUCGAGUGCCCAUCUGGAGCAGCACAGGUGCUGGCUGUGGUAAUAGCUGUGGUAAUUAGCACAGGCUGUCUCUGCCUGUGCUAAUAAAUACCACGAGCCUCCGUUUUGAGUUCUGCAAGUUGCUGUGCUAAGUACUGAACAAGGCACAGGCAAGAAGAUGAGUGGCCUGUUCACCAUCUUCUACAUGUCUGUAUCAGCUUGCCUCAGCUCAAGUGUGAGCACCUGAAACUGCCCAAGCCUUAAGAGUGUGGUGGUUUGGGCAUGGAGUUUCAUUGGGUCUGCAGACCAUGCAGCCUUCUGCCCCAUCCAGCUGUCAGCAUCUCCACCUGUUGCUGCUGCUCUUUGGGAUGGAGAUGGCAGCACAUGGCAGGAAACCAUCCAGAGCCCCAGCUUUCCUUGUGUAUCUUGGCUUUGUGGUGCUGUUCCUCCUGGGGACAUGCAACCCCUAAGUGCGUGGCCAAAAGCUCAAGGGGAGAACUUUCCCACUGCAGAAUACAUGGAUCUCAGCCACACGUGAUUCCGAGAGUUUCAUCUGUGAUUUUAGAGGAGAUAAAAUUGACCCCAAAUAUGUGGGCUCCCUGGAGACUUAAUUUGACCUCCAAAUGCUGGAAAGCAAAGGGAUGGGAACCAACACAAAAUGUAUUUGGUGCAGUAUCCAGGCAAUAUGGACUGGGGACAACAAAAUGCCCAGGGUGGAUCCUGCAGUGCUCUCACCCCAGCAUGCAGUGUCAGCUUGUGUCCUGCAGUGCAGCUGGGCACAGCAAGGAUGUCUCAAGACGCAACUGUGAUCUUAGGACUGUCUGAGGGGACUGAAGUGGGAGAUAAUUCCAGCUGAGUGUCUCUGGUGAAUAAUUCAGAUAGUCUUGAGCUGGUGCUUCCCCUCUUUGAGUUUCCUCUGGCAGUAAAGGCAGUGAGAUAUCAAAAUGGCUUUUGGAAGUGAGCUGGUAACACCAUCCCUGAUCUCUUUUUCUGUCUGUAAGAGACCAGCUAUCACAUGGCUCAUGCUUUUGCUAGCUCUUGAUUUUUAGAGCAACCCUUCAUGCAUAUUUUCUGGCUGAAAACACUAUCAGAACUGAUCUUUUCUGUUUAAGGCUACAGUUUAAACCACUGUCUCACUCGUGCAGCCUUCCCCACAACCCCAAGAUAAGCAGGCAAGAAGGGGAGAGGGAGAAGACAAUUUUGCUUCAUGGAAGGCCUCGAGCAGUCUUGUUUUGUGGAGCCUCCUUUGCAUCAACAGAAAGUCUGGCCUCUGCUCCCAGUUGGUGUCUUGUUACUCCUGUCAGCCAACCCAUAUCCCUCAGCACUGGGGAAAUUAAGGCUGCCCUACUUUCAGUUUUGAGGUCCAGUAUAAAUUAUUAAAUGCCAACACUCUCCUUUCCUGUAUUUACAAAGAGCUAGAAACGACAAAUGUGAAGCCAUUGAAAAUGGAACCGUGUGAGUUGGUGGUUUGGAAGCAAAUGUCUGCUUGCAUUGCCCUGCUUGCCUAUGUGUACUAACUUGCACCGCUUUUAUCCUUGGGAGUUUGAAUUAAUUUAAGCUCCUUAUUAUUCCUGCCUUUUCUCCUAGGCUGUGGGCGUCUGAGCCCGUGUUGAUUGCUCGCAGCUUGGCCCCAGCUCUGCAGCUGCCUGAUGGUGGGUCUGCUGGGAGGCAGAGACAUCCUACCCUGCACAGGGGAGGCUUCUCCUCCUUGAUCCCCCCUGCCAGGCAUCUGUGGAGCUGCAUCCCUCGCUGCCUGCCUUCAGGCUGCUCCCCCAAAGGAGCUGGAGGGGGGAGGCUUAGUGUGCUCUGCAGGAGAAUUUCAGAAAACGUGUUAAAUCCUGUCUGUCACCUAGCUGAUAGGCGUUGGAUUUUGCUGUUCACCGUGAACCCUUGUUUUCUUUUUAUUUAUUAAGAUGCUGAAACGUGCUGUGAAAAGUUUAAUUCCUCCCCCAGCACGAACUUCUGACUGGCUUUAGGGUAAGGGACCCCUGGAAGUCCCAUUGUGCUGGUAAUGAGUAGCUUGACAUACAAAUGGUUAUUCAAGUGAAUUCCCUGAAACUUGCUUUCAGGAGCUGGAGCUUAACAGAGUUUUUUGUUCAGAUCAUGCUGUUAAAUUUCUGUUGUUUAGAAUAUGGAAACUAAUUGAAAUAAGAAUUUUUGCAUAAAAGCCAGAGGGAAAGCCCCGGCUAUAGAAGCAGCAGAUAUUUUUGGAAGUGUAAAGUGUAAGAAACACCUGUAAUCAGUGAUUUAGGAAACUGCUCUUAUGUUAAACACAGGGAACAGCAUUUUCAAACACCCUGGUGAGGAGUGUUUGAUGAGGUCCAUGGCUCUUCAGUUUCUGAGUUUUGUCUGGGGGCUUUGAAAAUGUUUUUCCAGACUUUCAAGGUUUAAUUUUUUUUUUUUUGGUAGAUUUUUUGCUACAAAGGGAAUCAAUCACUCCUUGGUCUGGAAACGGUGGAGUCUCUUAAGGAUGAGGUGUGCUAUGGCAGAUGUGAAAGGGGUGGAACUGGACUCCUAAGAGCUGGCAUGGGACUGGCUUGGCCGUUCGAAAGGAAGGGGUAUCUUUGGCUGCCAAGAGAAGAAAGCAAAUAUCUUCCUGUGCCUUCUCUUUGUAAUGAUUUAUAACCCUGGGCAAAUAUUUGGCACCCCUGAAUUUCAGGAUUUGGGUCUGUUCGUAAGCACUGCUGCAACCUCUGCCUCCCACGCAGCCAUAGCCCUCGGAAGAAUCACAGGCACACUCUUCCUCAUUGAUUUAAUUCCCAUUUUACACUUCAGUUUACCACUACUUUAUUUAAGCAACAGAAAAAAACAGGUCCUUUUCCCCAUCCUGACUUGAACAUUUUGACUUGAUCCUCCCAACUACCUGAGUAUCAGCCUGCUGCUGGUCGAUGCGGCAGCAGCUUUGUACUCUGCUGCUGUUGCUAAGAAAAUUGCAUGAGGGACUCGGUCUGCAUUAAACUUGAAGUGCAGCCCCACCAAAACCAGUAAGGCUGCACACGUCCAUGAAAAUUAAUGUGUGUGCAUAGAGGUUAGUGCUGGAUCAAGGGCAGAGUGAUUCUAUUGCAGGCAAGACAUACCUAGGGGAUGAUUGUGCAGCACUGCAAAAGUUGUCUCGAAGAGGUUGCUGAAGUGAACUGCCAACUUUCUUGUUCAAUAUACAAAAAUAUGUACUGAAGCAGUGGAGGUGCAGGGAGAAAGGAGGAUGUGACUUAAAUACAGGAGCUGUAGGGAAAAGAUGGCAGGUGCUUACAGAAGACAGGGGAGAAUGCAGCAGGGAGGGGAUUUGCUUUUGUUUGUCGUAUGACUGGACAUUUAUUAGAGGGAUUUUUGAGGGGAAGCACACCUAGGUGUGCUGGUCUGGACUGUCCUCCCAUGUCAGCCUCAUCUGCCUGCUCUCUGUGUGCUUUUGGGGUCGUGUAUGCUGUCAGUUCUGUGCACAUGCUGCCCGUGAGAGACCUGCCUGUCACACCUCUCUGCCAGGGUUUGUAGAUGUCUUUGGAGCAACCUUCUGUACAUGACUGUGAGGACAAAUUGACCCAGGCUUAUUGCUGGAGAAACAUCUCUGGAGCCAGUACCUGCAGGCAGGGAAGGGAUAUGGCCAGAUAAACGGCCCUUUUCUCCCAUCCUCUGAGGCCAAGCUCCCACAUUGCUGGGAGGGGUUUUGCCUCUCUUGUCACACUGCAUUUGUGUGUUGCAGUUUUCUUUUCUGGUUCUGCAUCGUGCUGCUCACUGGCUGCAGUGGCACUAGGUGUAAUUCCCAGAGCUGAUUGGGCAGACAUCUUCCUGCUGUGAGUCCAGAGCUGCUCACCCAUCCUAAGGAGAAGCCAAAUCAAGCUUUUUUGAGCAAUAAAAACCUUCACUCUGCUUUCUUCAAGGGCAGCCAGAAGCUCGCGUGGCAAUAUAAUCAGUAGCUCGCUAAGUCUGGAAGGAGCUAAAAGACAGAAGCUAUCCCCCACGUGAAGACAGGUGGCAUAGAGUCCCUGAGGGCAGACACCAGGGAUACCCCACACCCCGGGAUGCAAGGAUGACCGGGCUGCAGUUCCCAGCUCCCCUGGCACCGACCCAGCAGGUCUGCGGUGCACGGCCAGAGGGGGACAUGCAUGCUGUCACUUCCCAUAUCUGGAGAGCAAAUCCAGAGCCUGGCUAACAAUACUGAACGGUACUAAUUAUUUUGUUUAUGUUUCCUUCAAAGCUCAGCUCCAGGAGACAGUAUUUUAGGAUUUGUGCUGGUGUAACUAACCUUAGCCACCUGUGAACACAGCCCUCCUUUCUUCUGUGCUGUUAAAUAUUUAUAAAGAUUGAAGGCUGGCAGAGGGGGGCAAAGCUGCCAGUCUGUUUUGAUUCCAGUGAUUAAAGACAAUACCGUAAAGCAA